CCAGCAGCCCGGGCCGCCGCCGCUGCCCCGCGCCCGGCGCUCCAGUACGCGCGGGGCAGCCGGGGGCGCGGGCGGCGAGCGCAGGGCCGAGCGGCAGGGAGUGGACGGAAGGGGAAAAAGCCGGGCGGCGUGGGAGACAGCCGGGAGCAGAGGCGGGCGCCGCACACCCCGCGCCCCGCGCCCCGCGCGCUCGCUGCCUCUGGAGACGCGCGGGCCGCCACCGGGCGCACUAGCGGGUCACCUUGUCCGGGAGGAGAAAUGGGCCCCGUGAGGCAAGCGUGACCCUCAAGUCCAGCCCGCCAGCCCGACGCCCGGCCGGGAGGACAGCGCCAUGGCUGGAGUCGUGGAGCAGAAGAGCGGGCUGGUGCACGGCAAGCUCGGCGAGGCCGGCAAGAGGAAUGGUCUGAUCAACACCAGAAGCCUCGUGUCUGAGAGCAGGGAUGGCCUGGUGUCCGUGUACCCGGCACCCCAGUACCAGAGCUGCCGGAUGGUGGGCAACGCGGCACCGGCCGCCCCGGACGGCAGCAGGAACAAGCCGGUCCAGCAGCUGCUGGACCCCAACACCCUCCAGCAGUCGGUGGAGUCCCUCUACCGGCCCAACAUCAUCCUCUACUCGGAGGGCGUGCUGCACCCCUGGGGGGACAGCGUGGCGGCCGACUGCUGUGAGACCACUUUCAUCGAGGACCGGUCGCCCGCCAAGGAGAGCCUGGAGUACCCCGACAGCAAGUUCCUCGACCUCUCACCCGAAGACAUCAAGAUCCACACGCUCUCCUACGACGUGGAGGAGGAGGGGUUCCAGGAGCUGGAGAGCGACUACUCCAGUGACACAGAGAGCGAGGACAACUUCCUCGUGAUGCCCCCGCGGGACCACCUGGGCCUUAGCGUCUUCUCCAUGCUCUGCUGCUUCUGGCCCCUGGGCAUCGCCGCCUUCUACCUGUCCCACGAGAUGGUGUCCCCAGAAGACCCGAGGCCCAGAGCCCAGCGCCCCGUGUCAGCUGCGCCCUGAGCCUGGGUUAACGCGCUGCAAACAGGCAAGAGGGUUUCUCCAGGAGAAGGAAGCUCAGGAGGACAGAGCCCAGAGAACCAGGGCCCAAGUGUAACGUCAGCCUCCCCCUGCAUCCCAGUCUUGACACAUCGAGGGGUGAAGGGGGCAGCCCACUCCCAGCCUCCCAGCCUGGCCUACUGACAAACCCCAUCACCCCCAGGGCGUGCCCUCCAAGCCAGAGCUGUGUUCUGAUUGCCAAGUUGUAGAACAUGACUAAUAUUUUUACCACGGAUUCCACAGGGCAGAUGCUCCCUGUUCAGAGAGAUGCAAGUGGACAUUGGUAUCACUUGUCACCUGCCGGCAGAGGCCAGGUGAGGCCUGUAUAAGCGGGGGCUGGGUGUGGGGGGUGCCCAGGAAAGGUUGUCUACAAGCCGGGAUGCAGAAGUCAUCCCUGGUCUUGGCUUCUCCACGUACCCUGGGGGAGGCCUGUCUCUGGGGCAGGGCAAGCCGUGCACAGCAUCCUUGUCUAAAAUAUGGUAAAUAUAAUAAAAAUCCAGCCACAGUAGAGGAGUCUGGCACGAGGUCCUUCUUCUCAGAAAGUAACGUUACCCUUCACACCUUAAGAACCUUCUAGACUCGGGCCUGAUGAGUCAGGAUGUUUAAUACGUUUGAUGGGAAAGGAUUCUGAUCAUCUGUUAACGGCAAGUGAAACAGUCUCCGUGGAGGCCGCUGGUCACAUUCUCAGGGGUGAAGAGCCAGCAUUUUGAGGCCUGCGGGGUUGCCUUUGCUGUUGGAAUAAGAGAAGGGGCUCUGGGGUCCCCGGCUCUCAGCCCCUCUUUUUCUUGUGCUGUGAGCGUGGACCCCUCGGUGGACACAUCUCCACGGGAACUCGCGGCUGAGACCCUGGCAGGCGCGUGCCUUCAGGGUCAGCGUGGUUCUGGACUGCACUGCAGGCCCAGGAGACUGGCAGCCCCUGGCACAUGGUGCUUCAGCCCAGCCUUGAGCCCGCCAGGCCUUCUGUUCGGGCCUCUUCAGCCUGACUGUAGACAAAGGAAACCGGAAUUGUCGGCACACACGUGGGUCCCCAGGUCAAGGGACACCUGGAAGGAGACGUGGGAUCUUUUCUCCAACAGAUUUUAUGAUUCGCAAAAGGCCUCAAGUAGCAGUAACAGUGGUGGUAAAAGUGUCAGAGAGGUGGGCAUCACAGGCACCUCUGGGCCCUGGCCUGCGUUGAACACCGCACACCUGCCUUCUUGGGUGGCCCUGGCCAGCAGUGUCGACACCCCCAGCUCAGUUAGAAAGGCGAGUUGUCUGGCCCACCAACCCGCUACAUCAGAGCCACUGGGGGGUGGGGAGGGGGCGUGGAAACGGCUUUGGAAAAGCCCUCCCCCCGCUCCUGAUGCUGCCGUAGUCUGAGCAGUUGCACACGCGUGAUCUCAUGGGAAGUCCGUGACAGGGCACUGCCAUCACGUCACUUUGUGGCCAUGGGAUCAGGGGUCAGUGAGGGCGAUGGCAUCCUAAGGCCAGACCUGCUGGCGGUGGGGCUGGCCCCCGGCCUUAGUGUGGAGGCCUGAGGGCAGCGUUUGUCCACAGCUUCAUUUUACUCCAGUGCUAAUCAUUUGACCCAGCUCCCAAUGCAGGCAAGUUUUAUACACUUUUUAUAGAGGAAGGUGUUGUGUGUGGUUUUGGUGGGCCCACCCAGAAAACGAUGCUCUGAACGAUGUGGAAGAUAGAAAGGACCCCAGAUUUGCUGCGCGAUGGCUGUGAGCUAGUUGAUGUGCCCACUUUAUCUUAUUUAAUCUUGGCAAUGAGUCUGAAGGUGGGAAUUUAUUAUCCCCAUUUUUAUGGACGAAAAGACUGAAGUUUCAAGGGAUUAAAUAACACAGAAAUCAGAGAGGUAGCAAGUAUGGAUACAUGAUGCAAAUAUCAAUGCUUCUAACACUUAAAAUCAAAUUUCCUGCAACAUAAAUUUGACUUUUAUCUGCAAACAAAAAUAGAAAAGCACGGUUCUCGCUUCUAAAUCUUGUCCCCACCUGCUUGGAGCGUGUUACAGUGAGGAAGAGAAGCCUUCUAGACGGGAUCGGGCGCUUACCUGGGCACCUUCACCAGCGGGGCAGGUGUGAGCUUGAGACUGGAGCUGGAAGACACUCCCCGACUCCCCAGCCCACAUCCGCUGCCCCGAGGCCCUGGGUCUGGAGCUCCCGCUGGCGGGAGGCCUGAGGGCUCCGUGCACUACGUCGGCCUCAGGCAUCUUCUACAUUUGAGCAUCUAUUAUGUCUUGAUUUCACUUCCUAAAAUGUUUCUUUCCUUUCUUAACUGCAUUAUUAUAACUAUAAUUAAAUGAGAAAAGGGAAUUAAGCGUCAGAUUAUGAAUUUUAUGAAUAGCACCAGCGUUUCAAAGUAUGCUUUAGUAUUUCCUAAAGGGUCUGUAGCUGUCUUCUGCAGAAGGAUCACUAGUGGUAUCGUUAGAAGAAGAAAUCUCUAUUUCUUCUACAGGGACCGUGUUCCUCUCACAACAGGAAUGUUUCUUAAUUAGAAAAUUGAAGGCUGGCUUGAGGAACUUAGAUUUUCUGUCACUUGAAUUCCCGUUCCUUCCAGCGCUGACAGGAACUCACCCUGGCUCUUUGCGUGAGUGGCCUAGUGCAAUGGGACAAAGAGAACAAAGCCCAUGGGAGCCUUAUUCAGACUCAGAAGUGGCAUCGCCUCGUGAAUAAAGGAUGGAAAGCCCCGGGCCUGGCCCUUCGCGGGGCUCGCCGAGUCCCGGCUGCGCGUGUGUCUGAUGCAGAGACCUGCACACCCGUGCUCUGUUCAGUCAUUUCGUAAAGACGAACCAUGUGGCUUAUAAACGUGGCAUCUCUUGAGGGUGUCCAGACCCAGCUGGGAGGAGUCACCACGACUCAAUAUCGAGUCAAGCUGCUAAAUGCUCUGGGCACGCGCCAUACGCAGGUCGGUGAGCAGCCAGCACGAACCCCUCCUCCUCUGGGCACCCUGGAGACAGUGCCGAGCUCCCUCCUCUGAGCUGCCCACCAAGGAGGGGCUGCCACCAGUCGUAGGCUGAAGGCUCCCCCCAGGAGGAAGCAACAGAGACAGAGGUGACCUGGGGGGCCAGGGAAGACAGGGCAGGGCCGGAGAGUCUUGAACGCAAACUGGAGUCUGUCUAUUAGCUGAGCGUUUUAAGCCAGAGAAUAAGGGCGGGAAAUACAACAGCAUAAAGGGUGGUCAGAGGACACGGCACGGAAGCAGCAUGCUCUGGAAUAGAGUCAACUCAGAGCAGAAAAGCCUUUCACGAGGAAGCAAGCAGACACGUGUGUCAGGCACUGCGGGGCCUCUGUGGAUUUCUGGUGCGCAGCCUUGGGGUCGCAUGAGACAGAUGCAGCGAGCGAGACGGGCCGUUCACCUCCCUCCGCCCUCCCAUCCGCCCUCCCAUCCGCCAGGAGCUUAGUUACAACAAAGCCUUGAGUGGCAGAUGCCUCAGAUGCUUUUAGGAGCUGUCACCUGUCCAUCUCUAACCAUUCAUCUCACCAGAGAGACCGGCAUUUCCACGUUCUCUUACCUAAACCUUGUCACAAACAGACAGAUUUUGGAAAUGCUCAUUUUUUUUUCAAAGUUGUGUGCUUAGAACAGAUGCAUUACAUAAAACUGGACCCCGUGUCCUCCACACACUGAGU
Messenger RNA from Delphinapterus leucas (beluga whale), 4653 nucleotides. The record is from RefSeq and is a predicted model, not a curated record. Lineage: Eukaryota; Metazoa; Chordata; Mammalia; Artiodactyla; Monodontidae.